AUGGAAAACAAACUAAAAGUAAACCCUCCGUUAUUCAAAGUUGAUGGAUCAUCGUCGACAAAAAGAACUGUGAAAAAAUCAAAGCUACCAGAAACUAGCAACAAAAGCGCUGCUAAUUCAUGUAUGAAACUAGUGCAAGAUGUCUGGUUAAAGGAGUCGGAAAAUAAGAAUUUUGUAUUCUCUCCGUUCUCAAUCGAAAAUGCUCUAGGUUUACUAGCUUCUGGAGCAAGUGGUGAAACCUUAAAACAGAUAUUAGGCUUCCUCAACACUGAAAGCCUCGACCAUUUGUCAACUUUAAACUCAUUGAGUCGAUAUGCGAAGCGCGAACUGAACACAAAUUUUCUUUUAUUGGCGGCGUUUGGAUUGAAAAAUCUUGUCCUAUUAAACCUUCAUUCCAAGAAGUUGCCACCGCAGUAUACAAAGCUAAAGCCGAAACUGUUGAUUAUAAAAAUAAGCAAAAAGGAGCAGAAGAAGGUGAAUAAAUGGGUUGAAAAGAAAACAAAUGGAUUAAUUAAAAAUCUUCUUCCCGACGGAGCAGUCGAUGAACGUACUAAAGUUAUAUUGGCGAAUGCACUCUAUUUCAAAGGAUGUUGGGGUCGAAAUCCGUUUGAUGAAACGCUAACCAAGAAAUCGAAAUGUUCUGGAACACACGAAAAUGCCCGUGAUCCAAGUUUUUCUAUGUAUAUAGUUUUGCCUGAGCAACGAGAUGGACUUGGUGAACUUAUUGCAGAGGUGAGUUCUAAUCCCGCUAGUUUUCUGAAUACAUAUGUCCCUGUCAGUCAGAGCUUGGUGCCACCGGGAGAAUUGAAGGUUCCGAAAUUCAAAAUCCUUUUUGAUUUUGAAGCAUCAAGAGUACUCAAAGAACUGGGUAUAGUUUCGCCUUUUGAUGAAUCUCAAGCUGAGCUGACGGAGAUGGUGAAUAUUGAUGGUACUAGUAAAUACAUUGAUGAAAAAGGAACUGAAGCUGCUGCUUCUACUGCUGUUACGGGUGUGGUGUGUUGCAUGAUGCGUCCUCGUACACCUCCUCGUCGUGUUGAUUUUGCGGCAGAUCAUCCUUUCAUGUUCAUUAUCAGAGAGGAGCAAAGUGGUGUGGUGUUGUUCAUGGGGCAUGUCCUGAAUCCUUUGUUGAGUUCGUGA
This is a messenger RNA of Papaver somniferum (opium poppy), 1137 nucleotides long. RefSeq names its product serpin-Z2A-like. The coding region runs from base 1 to 1137 and encodes 378 amino acids. The transcript is spliced from 4 exons. NCBI's taxonomy places the organism in Eukaryota, Viridiplantae, Streptophyta, Magnoliopsida, Ranunculales, Papaveraceae. The record is from RefSeq and is a predicted model, not a curated record. Gene Ontology annotation, molecular function: serine-type endopeptidase inhibitor activity.